This is a messenger RNA of Sitophilus oryzae (rice weevil), 3166 nucleotides long. RefSeq names its product dual specificity mitogen-activated protein kinase kinase 4 (gene Mkk4). The coding region runs from base 258 to 1493 and encodes 411 amino acids. The record is from RefSeq and is a predicted model, not a curated record. Lineage: Eukaryota; Metazoa; Arthropoda; Insecta; Coleoptera; Curculionidae. The transcript has 10 exons. Gene Ontology annotation, biological process: protein phosphorylation; MAPK cascade. Gene Ontology annotation, molecular function: ATP binding; JUN kinase kinase activity.
AGUGUAAUUGGUGUAAUUAUUUGGAUAUUUUGCUCUAGUCAAAUUAGAAAAUUGGAAUUUCCUUGAUUUUCCAAAAAUAAAAAGUUGUAUAAACAAAUUCCACUUGUUCAAAAAUGUUAGCUCAAGAUGAAGAAGUUUGAAAUACAUCUAUAAAGUGAAUUUACAACGUUCUUAAUAGCGAGCUGUUAAAUCUAAUGUGCAGUAAUUUUUAAUAUCCCAUUUGUUUUCCCAUAUCUUUGAAGUAAAAAGGUAAUAAAAUGGCAGAUCAACAUAAUCCAGCACCAAGAAAACCAAUUUUAAAAAUGGAUUUUCCACAACCAAGUGGUACAACUCCUUUUUCAUUUCGUCCUUUGAGUGGAACACCAAACCAAACCCAAACACCAACAAGUGAAAAGACAGGUGCGAGCACAAAUAGACCUAAAAUGAGUCUGCCAAUUACUGCUAAAAAGGACCCUGUUAUUUUUAAGACCCCUAUACGACAAGUUGACCGAAGCAGAACAAGAGAACCAAAAUUGAAAAUAUCACAUUCAAUGAACUCUUCUGGUAAAUUACAAAUAGGAGGCACAACAUACGAUUUUACGUCUGAUGACCUGCAAGAUUUGGGCGAAAUAGGGAGAGGUGGUUUUGGUACUGUAAAUAAAAUGGUCCAUAGAAAAACAGCAACUGUGAUAGCAGUAAAGAGGAUCAGAUCCACUGUAGACGAAAAAGAACAGAAGCAACUGCUUAUGGAUCUAGACGUUGUUAUGAAAAGCAACGAAUGUAAAUAUAUUGUACAAUUUUAUGGCGCCCUAUUUAAAGAGGGUGACUGUUGGAUAUGUAUGGAAUUAAUGGAUACAUCUUUGGAUAAAUUUUAUAAAUUCAUCUACGAACGACUGAAUAAGAGGAUACCAGAGCCAAUUUUAGGAAAGAUUGCUUUAGCUACUGUUAAAGCGUUAAAUUAUUUAAAGGAAGAAUUAAAAAUUAUUCAUAGGGAUGUGAAACCAAGUAAUAUCCUGUUAGAUAAAAAUGGAAAUAUAAAAUUAUGUGAUUUUGGCAUUUCUGGUCAAUUAGUAGACUCAAUAGCAAAAACAAAAGAUGCAGGAUGUCGGCCAUACAUGGCGCCUGAGAGGAUCGAUCCCCAAACAGCAAAGGGCUACGAUGUUAGGAGCGACGUAUGGUCGUUAGGUAUCACUCUUAUGGAAGUAGCCACUGGUCAUUUUCCGUAUAAACGUUGGUCGAGUGUUUUUGACCAGUUGCACGAAGUGGUCAAUGGCGAUCCACCACGUUUAACAGUCAAUCACAAUGCCAACACAUUUACAGCAGAGUUUGUUAACUUUGUCAAUACUUGUUUAAUAAAGCAAGAAAACCAACGUCCCAAAUAUAACAAAUUGCUCCAAGAUCCAUUUAUUCUACGAGCUCAAGACGAAAAAGUAGAUGUCGCUACCUACGUAACUGAAAUAAUGGAUGAAAUGGCCAAUAAUGGCAUUAGUGCAUUUACUACAAAUCUGCAAUAAGGAAUGUGAUUUAGCCAAAGGCAUUAUGUACAAAGCGAGCAGGACUGUUCAUUUAAUUUGGAUUCUUUUGGAAAGCAACGUUCGAGAAAAAGCUUUUUUUAUUGUUAUGUCUUGUUCGAUAGAAGUCGUUUGAACUAAAAUUAAGUCGCCUAAAUCAGGUAAUAUACAAUGUGUAUAAAGUUAACUUUUGACUGGACAUGUUUAUGAGAUUUAUUAUGCAAAUAUAAGGUAUAUUUUUGUACCUUUGCCAUAGACAAUAGUAAGUAAUCUUAUGUGUUAGAAUUUGUAAAUAUGAAUUUGUUUUAAGAUGGUUAAUCCGAUCUUAUGUCAAUUUUUAACACUUAUUUCUUCUAUAAUUAAAAAAAAACAAAUUUGUUGCUAACUAAUUAUUACAAAUGCUUUCUUCAAAAAAUGUUAAUUUUGAAAUACUCUUAAAAUCUACCAAAUCACCAAACAAAGUUGUGUAUACUUAUGUCAUGAAACUGUCAUGGAUUUAUAAACUCGGGAGCCUUGAAGGCCAGUUGAUGUUCAAUUCAUUUGGGAGCUCGCAAGCAGCUGAAGCUCAAUAUUUUUGCAUUUGCGUUUAUAAAUAAUUAGCUUUAGUUGGGUUAGGUUUGGAAUUGUCAAUAUUUCAAAAGUUUUUCAAUACCUGUUCUUCUAGUGCGAAUCCACUAAUGGAUGUUUGCGAUAACAUUUUCCAUGGCUUCUCUAUUCCUGGCGGUGUUUAUUAACAACUGUACAUCGUGUAGGCCUGUCCACUGUCUAACAUUCCUCAGCCAAGACAUUUUCUUCCUUCCGAUACCCCUCCGGUCUUCGAUCUUGCCUUCGAUUAACAGAUGCAAGAAUUGAUAUUUGGGUUUUUCGCAUUAUGUGCCCCAGGUAUGCGAAUUUUUUUUCUUAAUCAAUUCAAACAAUUCGCGCUGUUUGUUGACGCGCUGUUUGUUGACACAUUUGUUAACCGUAUCUUCAGAAUUCUGCAAUAUAGCCACAUUUCAAAACCUCUAGUUUAUUAAUGGCAGCUGCUUUCAAUGUCCAAUCACAUCUGGAUUUCUGGAUAUUAUCAUAAAUUUAGUUUUCUUGAUGUUUAUGUUUAAACCCAUUGCUUUACUCUGUUCUCCUACCUUGUUGACCAGUUGUUGUAGAUCGUGUAUAUUAUCUGCAAUCAAGACCGUAUCGUCGACGUAGCGGAUGUUAUUAAUCCACACUCCGUUAACUUUGACUCCCAUUUCCACGUCCUCUAGAGCUUCAUGGAAAAUAGCCUCUGAGUACAAAUUGAAUAGGAGGUGACGCAACCCUGUCGCACCCCCCUUCUAACUUGUAUGGGAUUGGACAUGGUAUUGACCAAUUUUAUUUGUGCUGUUUGGUUCCAAUACAAGUUUUCGAUGCAUUGUAUGUCUUUUUGGUCUAUAUCAAGCUUUUUGAGUAGCUGCAUUAAUUUGUGGUGUUGCACGCGAUCGAAUGCCUUUUCGUAGUCUAUGAAAUACAGGCACACAUUCAUUCUCUGAUCGUAGCAGUUCUGGACAAGCACCUGUGUUGCAACUAUCGCUUCCCUUGUACCUAACCCUUGCCUGAACCCCAUUUGUGAAUCGCUUAUGUCCGUUUGACAUUUUUUUGUGUUUUUUUGUUUUUUUUUUGUUUUUUUUUUCUUUCAUUUGUUUUUCAACAUUAACGGC